Messenger RNA from Callithrix jacchus (white-tufted-ear marmoset), 8982 nucleotides. It is a transcript of the gene KIF26A, whose product is annotated as kinesin family member 26A. Gene Ontology annotation, molecular function: ATP binding; microtubule motor activity; microtubule binding. The record is from RefSeq and is a predicted model, not a curated record. NCBI's taxonomy places the organism in Eukaryota, Metazoa, Chordata, Mammalia, Primates, Cebidae. Gene Ontology annotation, biological process: microtubule-based movement.
UGCCCGGGCCGCCCGAGCCGCCCCGCGGCGCGCCCCGCAAGGCUCCCAGCCUGCUGGAGAUGGGGGCGCUCUGCCUGGACUCGGAGAUCAUCCUGGGCUUCACCAGCCACCUCCUGCGGCGGCGAGGCAAGGUGAGGGCGGGCGGCGGAGGCGGCGCCGGGAAGGACAGGGCAGGUCCGGAGCCGCCUCCCGCAGCUCAGGCUGGGACUCGCUGCCGCACUUUCCCCCAGUAGCGUUGUCCGCGUCUCCCCCUCUCUUAGACGAUGUGUCCCGACCAGACCCACCCGGAGGCUGUGGCCAGGGUGGAGAGCGCAGCGCCGGGACUCCGGGGCUCACCCUGCGCCUUGCUAGGAUGGGCGAGGUAGGGGGUUAGGGGCUCCUGACUGUUGCUGAGCCCGCGAGGUGACUCCAGCCCCAUCGUGCACCCCGUGUUCUGCAGAUAUGGGAUGUGAGCUUGUGCUUCCCGAAGCGCUGAAGUUGCGGGCGUGGCUGGCCAUGGGUGCAGGACCCGGGCUCCCGAUCGCUGCGAGCUCUGGGUCGCACGUGUGGGUGGGGGGACGGGAUAGAGAGGGCGUCUGUCCCGGAGCGGUGGAGCGGCGGGGCGCGGGGCUGUCUGCCGGCAGUGCGGGGUGGGAUGGGGGUGUUGUCCUGGGUACCCAGAUACGGAUGUGGGCUGACGCCCGUUUUCUUUCUCCAGGCUGCGAUGAGAUGGGUAGGGGAAGCGCUUCCGGGCCCCCAGGCAGGGUGGAAAGGGGCUGCAGGCUUUCGGACCGCGGAGAGUGGAGAGCCUCUGCCACUUUAUUCCACAGCCCCUUGCGUUUUCGAAGCCCUAAGGUCAUCAACGACCCGGAAAGCCGGCAGGGGGUCACAACCACCCCACUUUCUGCGGAGUGCGUGCGUGGGCGGGGAGGCUUAUCCUAGUAAAAGGGGGUGGACAAAGCGGAAAGGGUCACUUUGGCGUCUUGAGUCUCCGCGAAGGCCUCACGGUAGGCGCCGUAGUCGCGUGUCCCGGUCUCCGCCGGGAUCUCAACCUUCGGAGUUUCCGAGUGCGCCUCGGGGCCUGGGACGCGCGGCGCCGGGUCUCCGGUCUCGGCGCCGUGUGCUCGGCGGCCGGCAGGUGGCGCUCGCGUCACGGGGAGCCCGCCCGCCGCGCCCGCCCGGCUGGACCCAGGCUUUGGGGCUGACCCGGAGCCUGGCCCCGGAGCCGCCUGCGGCCGCAGAUGCCGGCAACAUUGGGGGCCCGCUAGGGCCGGAGCAACUGGUCGCCAGGGAAGGGGGGCGACCUCCCAGCCGGAGACAAACAGGCAAUUAAUUCCGGAGCUGAGUUCCCAUCUGCCAGGCCUGCUGACAACAGGUCCCGCGCACGCCCGCAGGGCCUCCCGCUUGCCGGGCUCACCCACUUGCGGGCACACGCGCGGCUGCAGACACGUGCCGUUCGCAGACUCGCCGAGGCGCACACGGCGGCGACACUCACCCACGCAUGACACUUAGACCCAAAGUGGCCCACGACACGCAGAGUACGCUGGGCUUGCUGGAAAGGCGCCUGGGAGUCUGGGGACCCGGGUCCCACCCCUUCCUCGUCCCACCUCGCAGUGGGACUUGGGCAAGCGCGUCCCCUCCGCAGCCUCGGUUUUCCCGCCGGUUGAGGGAGGGGCGUCGGCUCCUCCUGGGAGACGCGCAGCCCCGGGGUCCCGGGAGAGGGACGGGAGGCGCAUGCGCGCGCGCAACUAGAGCCUCCCGCCCCCAGCGCCCCUCCCCGGGGAAGGGACUCACCUAACAGGUUGGAGUCCUCGGAGUACGAGGGGCGGUGCGGGGAAGCGGAGACCCCACCCCCUACGCGCCACCCAGCACUGGGCAAGGGCGGGGCACUCCCUGGGCUCCCGCCUCCAGCCGCCCGCCCAGGGAGCCCCGGCCCCGCCCCGGCCCCGCCCUCGCCUCCCGAGCUCGCCCACCGCGGCCACCGAGCGCUCCGCGCCACUCGCAGGCUCCGUGAACUUCCGAGCGGCUGGGCGGGGCCAUGGGGGCGCCUCGGGGCCGGAUCACUUAGCCCCGGCGCCCCCGGAGAGCCAGCGCGGCCUGGAGCGCCCGCCGGGCUCUUCCCGCGGCCCGGCCAUGGUCGGCCGCGGCGUCCCUCUGUGCGCGGCGCAGCCCGCGGUGGCCGAGGACGGCCCGGCCCGUGCGCCGCCAGAGGUAUCACCCCGCAAGAGGCUGCCCCCCGGGCCCGACCAGGACCAAUUCGGCAGCCGCCCUGCGCCCGAGGGCGCCGGGGCCAGCGCAGAGCAGGACCACUCGGCCGGCGGAGGCGGCUGGUGCCGCCACUGCCACACGAAGCUCGUGGAGCUCAAGCGACAGGCGUGGAAGCUGGUCAGCGGGCCCGGGACCACCCUCCGGGAUCCUUGUCUCUCUGCCCUGCUUCUUGACAAGCUCCCAGCACCGGGGGCCCUGCCAGCCUGCCGCCCAGAGGCCGAGCCCCGCUGCGAUGUCUGUGCCACACACCUGCAGCAGCUCACACGGGAGGCCGUGCACCUACUGCAGGCCCCUGCCAGCCACGAGGACCUCGACGGCCCCCAUGGAGGCCCUGGCCUCUCAUCCCCCAGUGCCAUGACCAGCUCAAGGGACACUCCAGGACAAGCGGGCCCUGCAGGGAAGCAGCCAGGCCGAGCCGGGCCAGACAGGACCAAGGGGCUGGCCUGGCCCCCUGGGCCCAGUGUCCAGGUGUCCGUGGCACCUGCGGGCCUUGGAGGGGCGCUGAGCACCGUCACCAUCCAGGCGCAGCAGUGCCUGGAGGGCAUGUGGAGUGUCUCUCGGGUCAACAGCUUCCUCCCACCUGCAUGCCUGCUUCUUUUGGCAUGCCUGGGCUCUGCUUCCGGCAGGAAUUGGCAGUGGCCGUCCCGGCGGAUGGGGCGGUGUCCCGGCAGCGCGUGGGAUGGUGGAGCCGAGGCGCGUGCCGGACUCCUGACACAGGCUGAGGCAGCGGUGGCAGCUGUGGCGGUGGCAGACUCGGUCCGAGAAGGCACCCCCAUGGCGGGCCCUGAUGGCUUGUCGAAGGCCUGGGGCGGUGGUGGGGCCUGCACAUCGGCCCUGGUCACCCCGACUCCGGGCUUGGUGGGGGGCUCCACAGGCCCCUCCGCUGCAGCCUCCUUCUUCAUAAGGGCUGUGCAGAAGCUCAGCUUGGCCUCCAAGCGCAAGAAGCCCCACCCACCACCGCCUCCAGCCUCCCGCGGCGCCUCCACCUACCCCACCGACUUCAGCGGGGUCCUGCAGCUGUGGCCGCCCCCGGCACCCCCCUGCCUGCUCAGGGCCACCUCCAAGACCAAGGACAACCCUGGCAGCAUUGGGAAGGUGAAGGUCAUGCUGCGGAUCUGGCCGGCACAGGGGGCCCAGCGCUCGGCCGAGGCCAUGUCCUUCCUGAAGGUGGACCCCCGGAAGAAGCAGGUGAUCCUCUACGAUCCGGCCGCCGGUCCCCCGGGCAGCUCAGGGCCCCGGCGAGCUACCACGGCUGCAGUUCCCAAGAUGUUUGCCUUCGAUGCUGUGUUCCCCCAGGACUCCGAGCAGGCGGAAGUCUGCUCGGGGACCGUGGCCGAUGUGCUCCAGUCGGUGGUCAGUGGGGCUGAUGGCUGCAUUUUCUCCUUUGGCCACGUGAGCCUGGGCAAGUCAUACACCAUGAUUGGGAAGGACAGCUCACCCCAGAGCCUUGGCAUCAUGCCCUGCGCCAUCUCCUGGCUCUUCCGGCUCAUCGAGGAGCGCAAGGAGAGGACGGGCACCCGCUUCUCAGUCCGGGUCUCAGCUGUGGAGGUGUGCGGCCGCGACCAGAGCCUGCGGGACCUGCUGGCCGAGGUGGCCCCCAGCAGCCUCCAGGACGCCCAGUCUCCAGGAGUCUACCUGAGGGAGGACCCCGUGUGUGGGGCGCAGCUCCAGAACCAGAGUGAGCUGCGGGCACCCACGGCCGAGAAGGCGGCCUUCUACCUGGACGCGGCCCUGGCGGCCCGCAGCACCAGCCAGGCAGGGUGUGGCGAGGACACCCGUGGCAGCUCCCACAUGCUGUUCACGCUGCAUGUCUACCAGUACCGCGUGGAGAAGUGCGGCCGGGGAGGAAUGUCCGGAGGCCGCAGCCGCCUGCACCUCAUCGACCUGGGCAGCUGUGAGGCGGUGCCUGGCAGGGCUGGGGAGGCCCCCGGGGGUCCCCUGUGUCUGUCCCUGUCAGCCCUGGGCAGCGUCAUCCUGGCCCUGGUCAACGGAGCCAAGCACGUGCCCUACCGGGACCACAGGCUCACCAUGCUGCUGCAGGAGUCCCUGGCCACCGCUGGCUGCCGCACCACCAUGAUCGCCCAUGUGUCGGAUGCGCCGGCCCAGCACGCGGAGACACUUAGCACCGUGCAGCUCGCCGCCCGCAUCCACCGCCUCCGCCGGAAGAAGGCCAAGUACGCCUCCAGCUCCUCUGGCGGGGAGAGCUCCUGUGAGGAAGGCCGUGCCCGUCGGCCGCCACACCUGCGGCCCUUCCACCCGCGCACUGUGGCCCUGGACCCCGACCGCAUGCCUCCCUGCCUGCCCAGUGACCCUGAUUACUCCUCCAGCAGUGAGCAGUCCUGUGACACGGUCAUCUAUGUGGGGCCCGGUGGGGCGGCGCUGUCAGACCGGGAGCUCACUGACAACGAGGGUCCGCCUGACUUCGUGCCCAUCAUCCCCUCCCUGAGCCGCCACCGGCCCUCCAAAGGCCCCCGAGACGCAGACCACUUCCGCUGCAGCACCUUUGCAGAGCUGCAGGAGCGGCUGGAAUGCAUGGAUGGCAGCGGGGGCCCCUCGGGAGCCCCGGGCAGCACCAAUGGAGUUCAGGCCAGCCCUGCCCGAGGGGGCCGGAAAUCCUCGCCACCAGAGGCUGCAUCCCCCAGGAAGGCCGUGGGCACCCCAGUGGCUGCCAGCACCCCUCGAGGCAGCCCCGGCUUAGACACCCACCAGGGUACCCCUGAGCUGCCUUCCAAGGCCAGUGUCUGGGGUCACCAGAGAGAGGACAGCAGCACCCGGACUGAGCUGCUGGUUCCAGACAAGGCCACAGUGGGCGGAGGCAGGAGGCCACUGCCCAGCCCAGCCCCCCCACCCCCGCAGCUGCUGGAAGCCUGUAGAGCCCCAGAGGAGCCUGGGGGAGGAGGUGCUGAUGGGGUGGCACGGACCCCUCCUGUGGGCAUGAGUGGGCAGGAGGCCAGGUCCCCGAUGCCUCCUGGGUCCCCCUGCCCCCGCCUGGCUGCCAGUAGUCACCAUCCAGAGCAGGGCCUGCUUACCACAACGGUGACCCUGCAGCGGCCCGUGGAGCUGAACGGCGAGGAUGAGCUGGUGUUCACGGUGGUGGAAGAGCUGUCCCUGGGGGGCCUCUCUGGAGCGGGGCGACCCUCUAGCCUGGCUAGCUUCGGCAGUGACUGCUCCCUACAGGCCCUGGCCUCGGGGUCCCGGCCAGUCAGCAUCAUCAGCAGCAUCAACGAUGAGUUCGACGCCUACACCUCGCAGGCCCCUGACGGGGGACCCCUGGAGGGGACGGCCUGUGCCGGCAGCAGUCACGGCUCCUCCAUCAGCUCCUGGCUCAGUGAGGUCAGCGUCUGCACUGCUGACAGCCGUGGCCCCACACCACAGCCCCCCUUCAGCCCUGACUUGCUGGCAGGGCCGGACCCUGGGGGCCCCCCUGCCCUGGGUGGUUCCUUGGGGGACAGCAGCUCCGGGUUCUUGGAGCUGGACAGGCCUGACAGUCCCAGACCAGCCUGGGGUCCACGUCCUGAGGAAGUGGAAGCGGUGGCCCCAUCCCAACCCGGCAGGGAGCCCCAGGCCGGACCCUCCUGGGGGGCGUCCACAGCACAGACCAUCCACUCCAGCCUUCCUCGGAAACCAAGGUCUGCCUUUGCUGCCAGCCGCGUCGGUUGCACUCGCCUGGGCCAGAGCCCACCUGGCCGUGGGGGCCUCUUCGAGGACCCGUGGCUGCUCCGGGUGGGAGAGUGCGAUGCCCAGGCAGCUUCUGUCAGCAGGGACCCCAGCCCCACCCCAGGCUCCUCCCGGCUGUCUGAGGCCCAGGCCAUGCUAGCCUGUGCCCAGAGGGUGGUGGACGGGUGUGAGGUGGCAGCCAGGGCCGCCUGCAGGCCAGAGGCUGUGGCUCGGAUCCCACCACUGCAGAGGGGUGCCACCACGCUGGGUGUGACACCAGCUGUGUCCUGUGGGGACGCUCUGGCAGAGGUGGGGGCCUGCUCCGGCAGCCCAAAGGCCUCCCCCACCAGCAAGAAGAGUGUGGCUCCCAAGGCGGGCUUCCUCCCGAGGCCCAGCGGCGCGGCCCCCCCAGCCCCUCCCACUCGAAAGUCCAGCCUGGAACCCAGGAGCAGCCCAGCCUCGGUCCCUCACCACACCGUGAACCUGGUGCGAGCCGGAGCUGCUGCCAUCCUUCGCGGGGAGGAGGAGUCCAGGCCCAGUGGCCGGGCUGACCAUGCUGUCUUCAGGGCCACGUCCAGCCUGAAGGCUCGGGCCAGCAAGGUAGACACAGCGCACCGUCCCGCCGGCCACGCGUCUCUGGAGCGGUACGAAGGCCUGGCACACAGCAGCAGCAGCAAGGGCAGGGAGGUCCCUGGGCGGCCUCCCCGUGCCGUACCCAAGCUUGGUGUGCCACCCUCCAGCCCCACGCACGGUCCAGCUCCUACCUGUAGGAGCAGUGUGGCCAAGGCUGCAGGGGCCCCCAAACCCCCUGCUGGUGGGGGCAAGGGCCGUAGCCUGGUGGCUGGUGGGUCUCGGGCUCUGGGGCCUUCAGUGAAGCCGUCAGUGGCCUCUGUGGCAGGCAGGAGCCCCGGCACCCCCAUGGCCGGUCCCAGAGCAGCCUCACGUGCCGGGCCCAGCAUCGGGGCCAAGGCCGGCCGGGGCACCAUCAUGGGCACCAAGCAGGCGCUCCGGGCCGCUCACAGCCGUGUCCAUGAGCUGUCAGCCAGCGGGGCCCCGGGCCGAGGCGGCCCCUCGUGGGGCUCGACAGACUCAGACAGCGGCCACGACAGCGGCGUGAACGUGGGGGAGGAGCGGCCUCCUGCAGGCCCGGCCCUACCCUCCCCCUACAGCAAGGUGACCGCCCCUCGGCGGCCCCAGCGCUACAGCAGUGGCCAUGGCAGCGACAAUAGCAGCGUGCUGAGUGGGGAGCUGCCCCCCGCCAUGGGCCGCACCGCCCUUUUCCACCACAGCGGCGGCAGCAGCGGCUACGAGAGCCUGCGGCGUGACAGUGAGGCCACCGGCAGCGCAUCCUCUGCCCCAGACUCCAUGAGUGACAGUGGGGCUGCCUCCCCGGGCGCCCGCACCCGCAGCCUCAAGUCCCCCAAGAAGAGGGCCACAGGUCUGCAGCGGCGGCGCCUCAUUCCCGCCCCACUGCCUGACGCCGCUGCCCUGGGCCGCAAGCCCACCCUCCCCGGGCAGUGGGUGGACCUGCCUCCGCUGCUGGCUGGCUCCCUGAAGGAGCCAUUCGAGAUCAAGGUAUACGAGAUUGAUGACGUGGAGCGCCUGCAGCGGCCCCGCCCCACCCCGAGGGAGGCCCCCACCCAGCCUUCCCAGGAUGGCAAGGGUCUGGCAUGCGUCAGCACAAGGCUGCGGCUGGCAGAGCGCAGGCAGCAACGGUUGCGGGAGGUGCAGGCCAAGCACAAACACCUGUGUGAGGAGCUGGCUGAGACCCAGGGCCGGCUGAUGUUGGAGCCUGGCCGCUGGCUGGCGCAGUUCGAGGUGGACCCAGAGCUGGAGCCUGAGUCGGCUGAGUACCUGGCGGCCCUGGAGCGCGCCACGGCUGCCCUGGAGCAGUGCGUGAACCUGUGCAAGGCGCAUGUCAUGAUGGUCACCUGCUUCGACAUCAGUGUUGCGGCUGCGGCUGCCGUCCCGGGGCCGCAGGAGGUGGACGUCUGAGGCUAGGCACCGGUCAGGAGGCCGGGACAUGCAGGGGCCGGAGGACAGGACGUGGGACAGAGCGAGGAUGUGGUGGGGGCUGUGGGAGGAGGGUGCAGAGCGGUUUCUGUGCAGGACGGGUCCUGGAGCGGAGACGGGGUGUGGCGGAGUGAGGGCGGCCACGUGGCGGAAAGAGUGAGGGUGCCAGAGGGACCAGAAGGCCAUCACCACCCAACAGCAACGCAAGUGCCUUUGACCUUGAUUUGGACGUUUCUCCCUUUUGCAUUUGGUGCUACAGACUCAUGACACCAGCAGUUGUGCGCAGCCCGGCCCCGCUGCGUCUUUCUGGGCCGGGGCUGGCAGGGUUGUGUUUGCGUCCGUCUUGCCUUCUUUGCAGCCAAGCGGUUUCGUGGAGCGGGACUUACCUGCGUGCCCCGGAGCCUUUCAGGGUUCAGGAUGACUCUUCUUUUACAAAGGUUUCCUCGGCAGAGCCCGGGCUGUGGGGAUCUGUGUGGGGUUCCCAGCACGGAUCCAUCCCGGGGUCUCCUGGGCAGGGACAGCUGACCCUUAGGUCUUCUCCCUUCCCGGGAACCUACUCUGUCCCGAGAGCAGCUAACAAGGGCUGAGCCACAGGCACAAGUGGCCUCUUCCACGGCAGGAAUUUUUACCAAAACCACAAGCAAAAAAACAAAACAGACCGCCACGAUCAACGACAGACAUGGGGGAUAAGGGUUUUGUAAAGGUUCUGUUACGUUCAUAUUUUUGUAUCAUUUUGCCCAUAAAUGCGGAAUUUGCCGUGGGAAUUUGAAGACAAAUGAUCUAUGUUUUUAUGGUUUUCUAUGGAAGGUGUCCUGGGGACCGGGCUCUCUCCAGCUGCAGGAGGCCGGCUGCCUCAGGGGCACCCUGGGCAGGGUGGGGGGUCUUGGGAGGUGCUUCUUGCCAAAUGCAGAUGAGGGGUGAGUGUUGGCGACGUUCCCCACAUGACAGGCUCAUGUUUUCUGAGGGUCGGUCCUGCCUCAUACAGGACGUCUGAACCUUUGUACAAAUGUGUAGAUGACAUCUUGCUACAGCUUCUAUUUGUGAAUUAAAGAUGCAUCGAUGGUU